This is a messenger RNA of Erpetoichthys calabaricus (reedfish), 1214 nucleotides long. It is a transcript of the gene mat2b, whose product is annotated as methionine adenosyltransferase II, beta. The coding region runs from base 110 to 1132 and encodes 340 amino acids. Gene Ontology annotation, cellular component: methionine adenosyltransferase complex. The transcript is spliced from 7 exons. NCBI's taxonomy places the organism in Eukaryota, Metazoa, Chordata, Cladistia, Polypteriformes, Polypteridae. The record is from RefSeq and is a predicted model, not a curated record. Gene Ontology annotation, molecular function: methionine adenosyltransferase regulator activity. Gene Ontology annotation, biological process: S-adenosylmethionine biosynthetic process.
AGCGCUCGGCGUCGAGGGAUCGUCGUCGAGUGCGGAAGCGUCCUUAGAAGUCAGCUGGAGAGAGGCGGACGGCUUCCCUGCUGCUGUGUCCCGCAUUCCCGUUCUGUCCAUGAUCCUUCCAAGUACAGCCAUGGGAGGGAGGGAGAAGGAAUUAGCAAUACAUUUUACCCCAGGGAACGUGGAGUUAGUGGAGGAAAAUGUAUAUGUACCAUUCAGACGUGUUUUAGUCACUGGAGCCACUGGGCUGCUCGGGCGAGCCGUGUACAAGGAAUUCCACGACAAUGACUGGCACACCAUUGGAUGUGGACACAAACGUGCCAGACCCAAAUUUGAGAAGUGCAACUUGUUGGACCCACUGGCCAUUCGACAGCUGAUUCAAGAAUUCCAGCCUCAUGUUAUAAUUCAUUGUGCUGCAGAAAGGAGGCCAGAUGUGGUGGAAAAUCAGAUGGAUGCUGCCACACAGUUGAAUGUUGUCGCAUCUGCAAAUCUGGCAAAAGAAGCUGCUGGAAUUUUUUUAAUUUACAUCAGCACUGAUUAUGUGUUUGAUGGAAGAAAUCCUCCUUAUGCAGAAAACGACAGCCCAAACCCAUUGAAUGUUUAUGGGAAAACAAAACUAGAAGGAGAGAAAGAGGUCUUGCGACAUAAUAUAGGAGCUGCAGUUCUUCGAGUUCCUGUUCUAUAUGGUGAUGUAGAAAAAAUUGAAGAGAGCGCCGUCACUGUGACUUUCGACAAAGUUCAGAACAAUCUGGAAUCCUUUGCCAUCGAUCACUGUCAGCAGAGGUUCCCAACGUACACCAAGGAUGUAGCCAGAGUGUGUCGCCAGCUGGCAGAGAAGAGAUUACAAGAUUCAUCCAUAAGAGGCAUCUUUCACUUCUCUGGCAAUGAACAAAUGACCAAAUAUGAAAUUGCCUGUGCGAUAGCCGAUGCCUUCAACUUGCCCAGUAGCCACCUGAGGCCGAUAACAGAGCCAUCGGUGGAGUCAACAGCUCUUCGCCCACACAAUGCUCAGCUGAGCUGUUCUCGCCUGGAGAAUCUGGGAAUCGGACAAAGGACACCAUUUAAACAAGGCAUCAAAGAGUCACUCUGGCCCUUUUUAACUGAUAAAAGGUGGAGGCAAACAGUCUUCCAUUAGAAAAAAUAAAUUUAGCAAAGUAAUCAUUUUAUUUUUUUGUGAAGAAUCUGCACAUAUUUCAGAGGUAACAAAAAAAAAACAA